Molecule: messenger RNA, 1215 nt
Organism: Aedes albopictus (Asian tiger mosquito)
Lineage: Eukaryota; Metazoa; Arthropoda; Insecta; Diptera; Culicidae
Gene: Trissin
Exons: 2
Coding region: 262-858 (198 amino acids)
Source: RefSeq, a predicted model, not a curated record
AAGUGGAUACAGUCUUUCGAUAACAGCCAAACCGCGUGCAACAGGUUGCAACAGUUGGUGGUCUUGAACGUUGACGUUGGAAAAGGACAUUUCGCGGACUAUCGGAACAAAACGUGGAACAAUGAGUGAAGAGACUUGAAAUGUGUUCAUGUUUGAAUUUUCACAAUUGCUGACUUAUACAAAUGUUAGUGUUGCUGUCCUGUUGUUCUAAACUUGUGCUGCCUCAAUUUCCCGCAGAAGUGAAUACGCCAAAUCAGAUCAAUGAAAAUUAAAGUGAAAACGAUGAACCGAUCAGCUGCGUGUGUCUCCAUCAUACUGCUUUAUUGCGUGCUGUGGGUGGCUUGUUCGUUCCCGAUGGCGCUAUCGUGCGAUUCCUGUGGGCGUGAAUGUGCCUCGGCAUGCGGAACGCGACACUUCCGCACGUGCUGCUUCAAUUACCUACGAAAACGUAGUUCCUCACCUCCGAUCAGUACCCCUCCGCCUCCUCCCUCCAUCGCCAUCCGGAGUGGUGCCAUCAACAUGGAGCAAUGGCUUUCGAAGGCUGGUCUAGAUCAAGACGAUCAGCUGACGAACAUGCAUCACCACCCGCAACAUCCAGUUAUCGACCUGGAGCAAUUGUUUGGCUCUGGCCGGAACACCCUGGACAAUGACGUCGAUUACGAGCUGAAGGAUGGCGGUGGAAGUUCCAGUCGUGAGGCGGACGGUAGCAAACGGAACUCGAUAGUGGCGAGUCACACCAACAGGCUCAUUGGAAGAUUCCGGCAUCAUCGCUUGGACGAUGAGCGGGAUCCAGAUCAGCAGCGAUCAGUGAGUGGAGAAUCGGAUCCCGGAAGACUUCAGCUACUGUACGAGAAGUAAUUCCGCUGAAUGGAAGAAUCAGGCAUCAGCCCGAAACUUAAGGAUCCGAACGUUGCGGUUGACUCCAAGGGCUGGGUUGAGUCAAGCGUAGCGAUUGGAUCUUAACUACUUACCGUAGUAGCGCAGAAUGAGUCUGAAUAACCCCCGAGAAUCUUACAAAGAAUUCCUAGGACAACGCAACGGAUUUAAUCAAAGAGAAACGGCAAACGGUUUCCACUCAGUUAUCGACAAGAAGCUAUUCCGAUAAUGUGAAGAUGCUUCAUAGCUGUACAAAUAAUAAACCACUGUGAAAAGUUGUUUAACUGUUUAAAUUAUACAAAUGAGGUGAACAAUAAUAAUAUUUUUACCAGAGCCAUA